Cryptococcus amylolentus CBS 6039 is the source of this 348-nucleotide messenger RNA. RefSeq lists its product as hypothetical. The record is from RefSeq and is a predicted model, not a curated record. Lineage: Eukaryota; Fungi; Basidiomycota; Tremellomycetes; Tremellales; Cryptococcaceae. Bases 1 to 348 code for a protein of 115 amino acids. The transcript is spliced from 4 exons.
AUGAGUGAUCCAGGCAGUACGUUGGCAAGAGAAGAGUCGAUGACCGACUAUGUCUGGAACGAGCUCACUCUUGACCAGCUUGCAGAUAUGUCUGAUGAUGACUUCACCAAGACAUUGCAACAGUGGAAAAGCUGCCCUUCGUAUGGCGAGUCAAACGACAGUCUCUACGAUUUCAUCGAAAGAGCACAGCAGAAGAUGGCCGAUGAGCUAGAUAGCUUACCGCAGAAUAUCGAGGACACGUUUCAUGAGUACUUCACACAGGAUGGUCAUGGUGAGUGCUCCAACGAAGAAGGCUGGCCAGGCGGAGCAACCGAUGAUGCUGCUGCAAGCUCUUGUACGUCAAACUAA